AAAUAUUAACACCUAAAAAGGAAUCAUUAAACAUGGUAAGAUCAGUUCUGAAAAUUACUUCUCAAUCAAAAACGUAUAAUCCUAAACCAACUAGUUACAAAUUUUUACUCGGCUUCCCUGCAGAACAUAACAAGGAAGCAAGGUCUGAGAGGAAGAGAUUCUCCACUCCACAUCCUCGGAAGAAGGAGUCAGAUAAGGGGUUCAUGGGAAAGCUGUUCUAUAAAGAAUCCCGGGAGGCUAAGGCAUCCAAUUCGUUUGCAACAAAUACAAGUCCUCUUAGGCACUUGGGAACGAUGAAAGUUCAAGAGAGAAUGAAGAGUAGGAAAGAAUCUGCUUGGGCUAAGUAUUUUGACCAUGGUCGAGGAAGGGUCACUUCUGUUGAAGGAGCUGAUGAGCAUACUGUGGAUCUCUCCAAGCUGUUUCUUGGGCUCAGAUUUGCUCAUGGAGCACAUAGCCGGCUUUACCAUGGGAUAUAUAAAGAUGAGCCUGUUGCAGUUAAAAUUAUCACCAUACCUGAUGAUGAGGAAAAUGGAAACUUUGCAGCUCGAUUAGAGAAACAAUUCAACCGAGAAGUUACUCUUUUAUCUAGACUACGCCAUCAAAAUGUCAUAAAGGCACACCUCCAGUUAAAACUUUGUACUAGUAAUAAUUUGUAAACAACCUAAAUAACUCAGUAAUAAUAUCUUUUCACUAGAAAUAAGAAGUUUUAAAUUCGAGUCACAUGACAUAUAGAUGUGGUGAAAUAAAAGAUAAGAAAGGGUUACCUUCCGUAAAGAACAAAGCUAGACAUUUGGGUGAGGGGAGUGAAAAUUUCCCCUUCCCCCUUCAUUUGAAUAAAUAAUUAAAUUUAAA
Molecule: messenger RNA, 852 nt
Organism: Rubroshorea leprosula
Lineage: Eukaryota; Viridiplantae; Streptophyta; Magnoliopsida; Malvales; Dipterocarpaceae
Source: the annotation of a GenBank genome assembly